Messenger RNA from Parascedosporium putredinis, 948 nucleotides. The record is from the annotation of a GenBank genome assembly. NCBI's taxonomy places the organism in Eukaryota, Fungi, Ascomycota, Sordariomycetes, Microascales, Microascaceae.
AUGGAGAAGAGAAAGCCGAAGCAAGCCGACCCUAUCGGCGAGAAUGUACAGCUCGACGCGGCUGUGAUGGCAAAGCUCCCGAAAGGCUGCAAGGUCCUGUCGGGUGCAUCCGGGCCAGUCGGGGAAAACAUGAUGAAGGGCACAUUCGAAGCCGAAAAUGCCCUCCACAGCUUCAUCCCUACCCGCGCGCCGAAGCCCGUCGGGUGGGGAAGGUAUGCCGGCGAUCCGGACACGUACUUUUACCUCUGCCAGUUUGUGGAGAUGUACGACGAUCUCCCGAGCCCGCGCGAGUGGGCUGCUGCCGUGUCGACGCUCCAUCUGAAUAGCAUGGGAAAAUCGCCAAACGGGCAGUUCGGGUUCCAUGUGCCUACUCACCUCGCCAACGUACCGGUAGAUAAUACCUGGAAAUCUUCCUGGCAGGCGCUUUGGGCGCAGCAGAUGAAGAGCCUCUUCGCCCAGGACGAAAAGAUCCACGGGCCAGACGGCGAACUGAGAGCCCUUCGAGCCGAUUACUUCGACAAGGCGAUACCAAGAUACCUCGGGCCACUAGAGAGUGAUGGGAGAUCUAUCCAGCCCACCUUGAUUCACUCGGAUCUGUGGCCUGGAAACAUCAAGCCCAUGACGUCGUCGGACGAGCUUUGCAUGUUCGAUGCCUGCGCGUACUGGGGACACAAUGAAGCCGACUUGGGUAUCUGCCGAAAUCCCAGGUACAAACUCGGCCCGCCAUGCAUCCACGAAUAUUUCAAGCGAGUACCCAUUUCCGAGCCCUCGGCAGACUUCGAUGGUAGGAAUGCUGUAUAUGCCAUGAAGUUUCACGUCCUCUUGUCGAUCAUGUAUUUCAAGGACCGACGGUUUAGGCAGACCCUCAUCGAUGAGUUGAAGGCUCUGAUGGAAAAGUUGGGUAACCCCGUGCGGAGAAUGGCCACGCUGUGCGACUAUGAAACGUGA